Molecule: messenger RNA, 1491 nt
Organism: Amaranthus tricolor (Joseph's coat)
Lineage: Eukaryota; Viridiplantae; Streptophyta; Magnoliopsida; Caryophyllales; Amaranthaceae
Product: 28 kDa ribonucleoprotein, chloroplastic
Exons: 4
Coding region: 323-1237 (304 amino acids)
Cellular component (GO): cytosol
Molecular function (GO): mRNA binding
Source: RefSeq, a predicted model, not a curated record
UUAUUCAGUACAAAUAUAAUAAAAAAAAACCUGUCUUGUUACCCAUAACCCCAAUCAAUUAUCUAUUGAACCAAUUUGAUGACAUCCCUUUAUUAUGUGCCAAAUAUAGAUUUCAUCCAACUCAAGUGGGGUGAGUCACUUGUUAUGCAAACACUUACGCGACCCUUAGUUUUUUUUUUGUUUGUACCCUGCAAAUCUCCCACCAAGCCUCCUUCCUCUCAUAAUCUCCUUAUCUCCUCAGAGUCUCAAACCCUUCUUCUUCCUCUCCUCUCCUCUCCUCUCCUCUUUCCCUCAGUUCUUCUGCCUUUCAUUUCACAGAAAAAUGUCAACAGCGACAAACCUUUCGCUCAAAACCCUUUCAAUGUCGCAUACUUGCUUCACUACUUCCCUUCAUACUCCCUCAAUUUUCAACCCUAAAUCAGUUUGUUUCUCAAUUCCGUCAAAACCCACAAAACUCAAUCUUUCCCUUUCUUAUUAUUCACCUUUUUCUCUCCAAAAACCAAACUUUCCAUCAACAAUCGUGUCCCAUGUUGCUCAAACCUCAGAUUGGGAGCAAGAAGGUUCAAAUGCUGUUCUUGAAGAAGAAUCAGACCAAGAAGGAGUUAAUUGGGGUAAUGAAGCUCAAGUUUCCGACUUAAGUGGUGAAGAGGAAGGAGAAGUAGAAGGAGGUGAGGGGUUUCCAGAACCUCCUGAAGAGGCCAAAUUAUUUGUGGGUAAUUUGCCAUAUGAUGUUGACAGUGAGAAAUUGGCUCAGCUUUUUGAUGGGGCUGGUGUUGUUGAGAUUGCCGAGGUUAUUUACAACAGGGAAACUGAUAGGAGUAGAGGGUUUGGAUUUAUCACCAUGAGUACUGUUGAAGAAGCUGAAAAGGCUGUGGAAAUGAUGAAUGGAUAUGAAUUGAAUGGAAGACUCUUAACCGUAAACAAGGCUGCUCCGAGAGGAUCACGUCCAGAGAGGCCUCCUCGAGAGUUUGCUGCUUCUUUCAGAGUUUAUGUUGGUAACCUUCCAUGGGAUUUGGACAAUGCUCGUCUUGAGCAAGUUUUCAGUGAAUUUGGGAAGGUUUUAAGUGCCAGAGUAGUUUUUGAUCGCGAGACUGGCCGUUCACGUGGAUUUGGCUUUGUCACUAUGGCUUCGGAAUCAGAGAUGAAUGAUGCCAUUGCUGCUCUUGAUGGACAGACCUUGGAUGGAAGAGCUAUCAGGGUAAAUGUUGCCGAAGACAGACCAAGACGCUCUUUCUGAUUCGCUCGUUAAGCAGUAACACAACACUGCUGGUUGAUAGUUUUAGUUUUCUUCAAUCUUUUUGGCCCCUACUCUUUUGGUUGAGACUAUUUAUAGCUUAUAUUUUGACAGAGGCUGUUCCGAAAGAAUGUUGUGAUUUUAGUUAGUUCAUGCAAUGACCGCGAUUAUUGUAACUCGAAAUGGUUUAAAAUUUCAUUACAGUUCAAUUUGUUGUAUCUAUACGUGUAUACCGGUACACGGCCUUCCCUUUCCAA